Messenger RNA from Argiope bruennichi, 6177 nucleotides. Its product is annotated as NFX1-type zinc finger-containing protein 1-like. Bases 104 to 5809 code for a protein of 1901 amino acids. Gene Ontology annotation, biological process: regulatory ncRNA-mediated heterochromatin formation. NCBI's taxonomy places the organism in Eukaryota, Metazoa, Arthropoda, Arachnida, Araneae, Araneidae. The transcript has 3 exons. Gene Ontology annotation, cellular component: nucleus; nuclear RNA-directed RNA polymerase complex. Gene Ontology annotation, molecular function: zinc ion binding; helicase activity. The record is from RefSeq and is a predicted model, not a curated record.
AUUUUUCUUGGUUUUGUCAGUCGGGAACUUCCCAUUUUUGAGCUCUUCUGGUAACAAAAUUUGAGAUUGAUUCAGGCUGUUUUGAUGUGUUUCAUGCUAAGUUAUGGCUGAAAAUAAAAAGGCAUUAAAUGCUGUUUUCAGUCAUCUUUCUAUUGCUGAUGUAGAUUCACAAGUGGAAAACUCAAAAUAUAACAUGAAAGCUGAAUAUUUUCUAAAAAAAUAUCCAAUUCAGCAAAAUAAAACAAUCGUGGAAGAAAAGACUUCGAAAUAUAGCACUGGAAACGAUCUUGCCAGAGAGCAAGGUAAAAUGAAAAAUCAAAAUCCCUUGAAUGAUGACCUACCACUCCGAAGAUAUUCUCGAAAUUCAUUGCUUUCUUCUCGUCUUAAAGAUUUGACGCAAGAUAGCAAUUCUUUCUCUAGGGAAAAUUUGAACGAUGAAUAUAUUUUUGGAAGUGUUAAACAUAAUGGUGCAGUGCCCAAACAAAGAGUUACAGGUAUGCCUCUUAAGACUUUACAAGAUUUAAUACAGAAAAAUUCUGAUGAAAUAUUAUGUACCAUCCUAGAUAAAGAAAGCGGAUUCAUUCCUACACUGAAAGGUAAUUUUGAUAGAGACUGCAUUGCUUACAUCCUUAUAGCUUUGGGAAAAGCUGUUUCUUCAGACAUCAACAAAAACGUUGCUACUAUGUUGACUAUAAUAUCAAGUAAUGACAAUUUGUUCUUACUUAAUGUACAACAGUAUUUGACAUCUCUUCUAGCUCACAAGCCAGAAGAUUUUCAUUUGGAUGCCUUGGUUUCUUUGAUAAGAUUUUUGUUGAAGUUUCAAAUUUGCUUACCAUCUAAUGCCUGCGACAUUUUAAUUAUGCUAAUGCCAUUGUUAAAACAAACUUGUGAAAAUCAUUUAUCACAGAAUAAAGAAAUGUAUUCUGAAUCAGCAGGAAUGCUUCAAGAAUUGGAAGAACUAAAUGAUUCUGUUCUCAACAAAUACACUCUGAAUCAGAUCAAAGAAAGAUCUUUAAAUGAAAAACUGCAGCUUUUGGAUCCCCCUGAAGAUUAUCGUACUAUCCCUGUCUUGCCAAAUGAAGUCGACAUACAACAACCGUGUGCAUUUCUGCGCCCAAGUGUAAUCAAGGGUCAGUAUCAAAAUACUGAGCAUUAUCUUGAUGUGCAAUAUCGAUUGUUGAGAGAAGAUUACGUUAGACCUUUGAGGGAAGGUAUAACGGAAUAUUUGACACUCAAAGAUCGUAAUAAGUCUAGGCAAAUUAAAGAUAUCAAAGUCUAUCCUUACGUGCAAAUAGUGAAACAAGAAUUUGUAAAUGGUGAACUGCUUCAUAUGGCUUACAUCAAUGAUAAAAGAUUUGCCAGAAUAAAGUGGGAAUUCAGCAAGCGUUUACUAUCCAAGUCUUUACUUUGCCUGUCUUCUGAUAAUUUCAAAACUAUGUUUUUUGCGACAGUUGCUAAAAGGGAUCCGAAAGAGCUCAGUAAAGGCUUGUUGCUGCUGCGUUUUGAAGAGUUGACAGACGAGGUACUUAAUAUAGAUGAAUCCAAAAACUUUGUCGCUAUUGAAACAAGCGCCUAUUUUGAAGCGUAUAGGUAUAAUCUAGAUGCAUUGCUUGAACUUAAAGAUGAAACUUUGCCUAUGAAGCGUUAUAUAGUGGAAACUCAAAAAACUGUUUUGAAACCUCAAUAUUUAAGUGAAACUGCCACUUAUGACAUGAGACCUGUGCUUUUACCUUUAAGUGAAGCUAGUAUAAUGCGAGAUGUUAAUGAAAAUGGUAAAUUUUGCAGUAAUUAUAUCUAUCCAAGUAAUAUUCCAGAACGACUUAAAAGUAUAGCUGUUCUGAAUGAUAUUUUGUGGCCAACUUGUACAGAUUUAAAUCUAGAUCCUUCUCAGUUUUCAGCUUUAAAAGCUGCUAUUACUAAGGAAUUUGCUAUCAUUCAAGGCCCACCAGGAACCGGUAAAACGUAUGUAGGUCUCAGAAUAGCACAAUUGUUGUUGCAUAAUGUGGAUAAAUGGCAAUCUAAAAUAUAUCCUUCGCCAAUAUUAGUGAUAUGUUAUACGAAUCAUGCUUUGGAUCAGUUUUUAGAAGGCAUAUUAACUUUCACUAAGAAAAUUGUGAGAAUUGGAGGAAGGGGGACAAAUGAAGCUAUUUCAAAUUUUCAAAUAAAUAAUCUUAAAAAAAAUCUUCGUUUUAACAAAGAGUUUCCACGUGAUAUUGUUAAUGGUAUAAGACACCUGAUGGGUCAAUUAAAAACUUUGAAAGAUUCCGUAGAUACUACCAAGCAAUCUAUUAACAGUUCAUAUACCUCUAUUUUAAGUGAAGAAACUUUAAAAAAUUGCAUGACUUCUUGUCAUUAUUAUUCCUUAAAAAGCAAAGAGCAAAUGUAUAAUCCUAGGAUAAUACUUAUUUACGAGUGGUUAUUAGGAAUUCAAAUUCAAGAAAAAAAAGUGCCUCCUAAUUUUAGAGAACUUGUUUCCACGGGAUUGAAAUUUAAUUCCUUUCUUGCUGCUACUGAUGAUAAUGAUGAAGAGUAUUUUCCUGCCAAAACUGAUGUCGAUUCUGAAGAAGAAGCUGAUAUUGAUUACAUUGAAGCUCAACGAGAUAUUAACCCUGAUGAAUUUGCCGACGCCUCUUAUGAUAUUCCUUUGUACAAAGAUAAACUGGAUUUGAUAAUUGGACUGGAUGAUGGCUGGAAGUUUGUUGGAGGUAAUCAUGGAUUGAGAGAUUACGUUAAGGCAUGUUUAUCUGAUACCAAGGCUAUGCAUGAGAAAAUGGCAAAGAAAAUUAAAGAUGUGUGGUCUCUCUCUUAUAAAUCUAAGUGGAGUCUUUAUAAAUUUUGGCUUGAAGGCUAUAUUCGUAAAAUGAAUGAAACCGUCACAGAAUUGCAUCAGCAAAUUAGAGAAAAAUAUAAAGUGCUUCAAGAAAUGCGAACUGAAGAAGACAUGCAUGUUUGCAAGAAAGCACUUGUUGUUGGGAUGACAACAACUGGAGCUGCUAAGUACAGGCACAUAGUUCAGCAUCUUAAUCCAAGAAUUGUGAUCGUGGAGGAAGCUGCUGAAAUUCUAGAAAGCCAUGUAGUUACAUCGCUUGCACGUGGUACUCAACAUCUCAUUUUGAUCGGGGACCAUCAGCAACUGAGACCGAGUCCAACAGUUCACUUGUUAGCCACGAAAUAUGGAAUGAAUAUUUCUCUAUUUGAAAGAAUGAUUGAGAAUGGCUUGGAUUGUCACAAAUUAGAAAUUCAGCAUAGGAUGAGACCUGAGAUAGCAUCGUUACUUGUACCUCAUAUAUACAAUAAGCUACACAAUCAUGAAAGUGUCAAGACUUUCGAAAAUAUAAAAGGUGUCGCCAAGAACGUAUUUUUUGUUAAUCAUUCAUAUUGUGAGUUACAUGAAAAUGAUUCUAAAAGCAAAGUUAAUGUUCAUGAGGCCAAUUUUAUGUUGAAGUUUUGUAAAUAUCUCAUUAUGCAAGGUUAUAAAUCUUCCCAAAUAACUGUUUUAACAACAUAUUCUGGACAACUAUUUGAAUUUAAAAAAAGUCCCCUAAAAAGCGCUUUGCAAGGAGUAAGAUUUACUGUGGUUGAUAAUUUUCAAGGAGAAGAGAAUGAUAUAAUUUUGAUUUCCUUCGUUAGAAGUAAUGAAGAAGGGCAAAUUGGAUUUCUUAAAGUAUCCAAUCGUGUGUGUGUGGCUUUGUCUAGGGCAAAAAAGGGCCUUUAUUGCAUUGGAAAUUUUGGUUUGUUAGCUGAAAAAAGCAAUCUCUGGAAAAAUAUUGUUGAAACAUUAGAGACCAAAAAGUCAAUAGGUCCAUCACUCUUGCUUAUGUGCCAGAAUCAUCCUGAUAUAAGCAGAGCUGUGACCAAUGAUAGUGACUUUGAUUUUGUUCCGGAAGGUGGGUGUACCAAGCAGUGUGAAUUUCAACUUUUGUGUGGGCAUCAGUGUUCUUUGAAAUGUCAUCCAUAUAAUCUUGCACAUGAAGGUAUUAAGUGUCAAAGCCCUUGUACUAAGCAAUGCAGUGAAGGUCAUUUAUGCACCAGGAAAUGUUCCGAGAGGUGUCCACCCUGUGCCUUCCUUGUACCUAAAACAAUUAACUUAUGUGGGCAUACCAUUCAAGUGCCUUGUCACCUUCGUGAAAACACCACACCUUGCACAGCCGCUUGUGAUAAGUUAUUGCCCUGUGGUCAUCAAUGUAAUAAACAAUGCGCCGAAUCAUGUGCAAAAGAAUGUUUUGUCAAAAUGUCAGUUAAAUCCUUUGUAUGUGGUCAUGAGGUAAAUAUAGCAUGUUCCGGAUGUAAUGAUCCUGAAUUAUUAAUGAUGAAAUGUAAGGAACCUUGCCGUGCAGAACUACCUUGUGGGCAUAAAUGUAAAGGUAAAUGUGGCAGUUGUUAUCAGAGUCGCUUGCAUGUGAUUUGCAUGGAGCCUUGCAAUCGUAAAUUAGUAUGUGGGCAUGUAUGUAAAUCUCUUUGUUACAGAAGCUGUUCACCUUGCAAAGAACCUUGCCAAAAGUAUUGUGUUCAUAAAAAGUGUACUAAAAAAUGUGGUGAGCCUUGUGAAAGUUGUACAAAACCUUGUGAGUGGUCCUGUUCGCAUAAGAAAUGCACCCGUCUUUGUAGUGAACUUUGUAAUCGUACUUUCUGCUACGAAGCUUGUCCGAAAAUAUUAAAAUGCAAACAUCCAUGUAUUGGUAUUUGUGGUGAAACUUGUCCUACAGAAUGUCGAAUAUGUGAUAAAGAAAAAGUGCAAGAAGCUUAUUUUGAGUGUGAAAUAAAGGCUGGCGCAUUGUUCGUGUGUUUAGAAGAUUGCCGACAUAUAUUUGAAAUAAAUUGGUUUAGGCAGUGGAUGGCCAUAAAUACCCAAGAGACAAACGAGAUUCGACUGAGAAGUUGUCCGAAAUGCAACACUGUAAUUCGGAAGCCUUUGCAUUUUGAAAGAAAUACCGAAUCAUGCUUUGAAAAUAUCGAAAAGAUAAAGAACGCAGUAUCUGGAAAUCAAGACUAUAAUAGAAAUUUUAAAGAACUUUUACGCCAGCGCAUUAAAAACGAGCUUAUGGGACUUUCGUCUUCUUCUACAUUUCGCACUGGUUGGGAAAAACUGAAGGAGGCAUUAGAAUCCCAAGAUAGAAGAAAUAUUCAAGAGUUGGUUACUAUGGAAAACAUCAUGAACAUAAUGAAAGUAUGGCCAUCACGCUCAACGAGUAUAUCCAGUGUGGUGCAAAUUUCUCCUUCCGAUAUUUAUUAUCUAAUCAGUAAAAAAAUGAUUGGAAAAUUAAAUGAUUAUAUUAUGAUAACAGAAAAGUGGGUGGAUUCCUUCAUCGCUAAGAGAUUUUUAAUAGCGUCUGAGCAGCAAUUAAAAGAUCUUUUGUGGGAAGUUCAUCGUCUGAAAUUAAUUGAUGAACUCCACAGACUGAUGCUGAAGAUUCAGCCAGAUGGUAAGUCGUACAUAUAUGCGAAUAAAUUGAUGCAUAUCUUAUUAACUUAUUCCCCGUUUCGAGAAUUCCAGUUAACAAAAUUCUUUUCUGAACUUCCAAACUUGAUUAAAAAUGUAUCCAAUUCUCCGAUAAAUGUUUCAGAACUUCAGAAACAACCAGUUUUAGCGAUUAUGAGCUUAUCGGAAGGUCACUGGUUCAUGUGUGAAAAGGGGCAUGCCUAUUCGGCUGUCAAAUGCAGAAGUGAAAAUCAAGAAUUUAAUUGCUAUGAAUGUGAUAGAAAAAUAAUUGAUUUGAAGCCAUUAGUUUCAAAAACUUCCUAUCCUCCAAAACGACAGAUACAGCCCAGAGAAGGGACAUCGAAAGGCAGAAGGCCGCAUAAGUUUUAAUCUUCUUCCAGUGGUUAAUUUGAAAUUUGUAAAGAAACUGUGUAGAUUCCCUUUGAAUGAAUUCAUACCUUAUAAAUUUUUUACUGUAAUUUUUCUCAUAAAUUCAUCUAAUGAAUUGUUAUAGUGUAUGAAUUGUAAAUUUAAUCACGCAGAGAUUUUCGAAUAAUUCUAAUAUAUUUUUAUUAUUCAGAAUUUUAAGAGAUACUUUCCCAUAAUUUAUGAAGUGAUAUUUAAUAUAUCUUAAAAUUACGAAUAUAGAAGAAACAUGCAAUGAAUUGUGAAUAUAGAAGGUUUUUUCAUAAUUCUUUAAAGGAAAUACUUUUGACAUUAUUAUAAAUGUUUUAAAAUAUUGUUGUAAAUUUUACCAC